CAAUGAGCAGAAUUUUUAUGAGACAGCCCCUGAAUACAGGGCCUGUAUUUUGAUUUCAAGAGAUCAGCUGAAGAUCAACAUGGUUUAAGUUAGACUUGAUUUUGUUUAGUCUGAUUGUAAAUUUAUGUGUAUAUUUAUGUCGUUUAGCUUUCUAAAUUGACACCUAUUUUGUGUUUAUCAGUCAACAAAUACUUCUGCGAUGAUUAACUUAAGAAAAAUUUCAUCUAUAUUCGGGUCACCGGGUAAUUUAACUAAAUCUUUUAGAAAUUUAUCAUUGUCGACAAAUAUACCCACAUCGAUUGCACCACCACCUCUGCUUCCUCCUGCCUCAAUUCCGGUGCCACUGGUUGAGAAGCCUAGACUUGGUCCUAUUGCUCGACAAGAAAUGCCUACACGUUUUUCAUUGAUUAAUGAACUUUAUGCUCCGUCAGUGUACGAAUUCAGAGUCACCAUUAAGCCAGAAAUAAAAGAUCCAAGGAUUGUUGAGGAGGUUAAAUGUAUCUCGAAAAAAGACAAAUAUGGAAGUACCCCACCAUUCAAUUAUCGAAACACCAUAAUGCAUAUCAGACAUCGUAAAAUCAAGAAGCAUCAUAGAUUAAAAUGGAUCAAGAAAAAUUUAGCCGCUAUUAAAUAUACGAGACUUCGUAGAAACAUUGAUAAAGAGAAAGCGUUCAGGGCAGAAAUAUUUGCUGCAGUCAAGGAAGCGGAAAAUUUCUCUGCUGAAAAGUACGUCGAUGAUGUGCUUAACUCUAUCGAUAAAGCUCCUAAACCCAUUUCAAAAGAAGACAAUCUUCGCAAUACAAUUAGAUUGAUAAGAAAAUAUAGAUCAGACACUGAUCUGGUAACGCCGGAAUUUGAUGAUCCAGUGGAGCCUGUCCAUCAAAAUGUAUUUAGAAUAAAAUAAAAUACGCACUCAGCGACAACUUUUUUGUCUUGAUUUGAACAUUUUAA
Molecule: messenger RNA, 951 nt
Organism: Tetranychus urticae (two-spotted spider mite)
Lineage: Eukaryota; Metazoa; Arthropoda; Arachnida; Trombidiformes; Tetranychidae
Source: RefSeq, a predicted model, not a curated record